AUGUUGCUGCUGAGCUUUUCCAAGCUGGAACAACAACAUCAGCAACAUCCUCAGCAACAACAUCAGCAACAACAACAGCAACAACAUCAGCAACAACAUCGGCAACAACAUCAGCAACAGCAGCAGCAGCAGCGUCGGUUUGAAUUUUCGGUGCAUGCAUGGGUUCAGCCACUCCAUAUGCACCUUGACAUGACCGAAACCCCAAGUCAAAUCCCUGAACAGACACGCUGCCAAACCGGUUGUAAGGAAGAGGUUUUCAGCUUGCAAGAAGGUAGCUCAUCUUGUGACGUCAGAGUAUGUUCUGAAACUCUACGUCAAGAUUGCAUGUUUGCCAAAUUUAAAACACCACCAUCUUCAGCAGUAAUGCAAGCUGACUCUUGGAACAACUCCAGAUCAGCCUCCUACUCACAACUUCAGACCCUGGCACAGAAUCCACACCACAACCCUGGACAGACGAGCGGUCCCGUACCGGGGACAUCCCCUCGGCAAGGCCGCAUGAUGUCAGCGUGCUCGCUGGAGUCACCCUCGUGCAGUGUUCCCGACAUCCACUCGUAUCACAGUGCUACAGCUCAGUCAUUUCCGCAUUCACCACAGUCGAAACAUCCUCACUACCGAAACAAACACCACCCGGGACAGACACUUCUGAAAAUGGAGAGGCGAACCGGUGAACACAAGCGAUGGUACAUGCCCCCGGAUCCACCAUGGGGUGUUGCUGGGGGCACAAGCUCGAGUUCAUGGCAGGAAAGUUCUCGACCGCAGUUGGGUCAGUAUGCUACGCGGGACGAUCGUCGGGCUCAACCCGGCCAACCGUGCGCGAUGAGCUCGGAGAAAGACAGCGCCGAUGUACGAGACUCUUGGGAAUCGAACCUUCCUUCUUCCUCCGUAUACCCUCCGUUACCCCAACAACAAGCCUUCGGUGGAAGACCACAUGUGGCUAUGACCUGCCCAUUGGUGUCCCCACGGAUGACGUCAGCAUCACGUGAAAGCAGCCAGCAUGGCGGCGCCCAUUAUCGCUGUCAGAGCUCGGGAAAGCUUCUCCAGCACUCCGGGAGGGGAGUGGCCACCGAGCCGAGGACAAGAAAUUCACUUCGAGGGGAUGGAGGUUAA
Molecule: messenger RNA, 1107 nt
Organism: Acanthaster planci (crown-of-thorns starfish)
Lineage: Eukaryota; Metazoa; Echinodermata; Asteroidea; Valvatida; Acanthasteridae
Source: RefSeq, a predicted model, not a curated record